ACGGCGUCGAGUUAUCCGUAGGAUCGCUGUUAAUCGCCGGGCGGAGGAGAGGAACAGUUUUCUUUUUUUUCUCUCUCUUGUCAUUUGAAGUGAAAAUUUAAGGUUUUCGUAUUACGUACUGCAAUAAAUCUGACGAAAAAACAGGGUGCCUUAGUGCAGAAUGUAAUCGUGUUUGAGCGUGUUUCGUAAACGUUGAAGAAAUUUUGUGACAGAAUAAAUAACCUGCGUGUGAUUAAAUAUACGCGAAUUACGUUUGUUGGUACGUAAUAAUAAACACGUGAUAACGUUUGGUGAUUCGUGUUUCGCGCUGUUUGCUUGUUACUUGUUUUCAUUCUUUUCAUAAAUCAUUAAAGUGAAGUGCGAUGGUGAAAAGAUUUAUAAAUUAUUUUGUAAAAUUGUGACGAGCUGUUGUGAAGGAUUUCUUCGCGAGUAUUGAAGUUUAUUUCCUCGUCCUCGUCUGUGACGCAACUUUUAACGGAUGAUUGUUACGUGAAUGUCAAAUUUAAAUAGUAAUUUUUACGAAUAGACGGAAAAACAAGAGUAAAACAACGAAACGUUUGUACCAACUUUUGUCACAUGUCGCCGCGUCGUGUGAAUAAUUAGUUAUUUCGUGUCACGUAAGUUUUCCGCGUUCGCAAAUGCCUGACGGUAUUUGAUAAUAUCAUGCAAAGCGUACUCGCGUAUUCCUGCGUUUAAUAACGAACUACGUACAACACGAGAAUAGGGGUUAAAUUAACAAGGGUAGAUGAGUGGGAAACGAGUUCGUAAUGAGUUCGUUGCUGUCGUUAGGGAAUGAGGAACUCAAUAUCGGGACGGUGGUAGAUCACCCCUUUGUGGUGACACCGGAUAGCUCGCUUGUACGACGACACGUCAAACCUCUGUAGCGAAGCUUGCGGAGAAGUCUGGGGUGGUGAUCAAACGCCGAUAAUUCAUCGGCCGCAAUCGUUACGUGCAUCAUACACGUGUCGCGGGAAAGUUAGCGGUCGCGUUGUGUCUUCAGUGCGACGAGAAGUGUGUUGCGGGACGAGAAAUUAGGCGUGAGAUCGAGGAAAAGGAAACCACCCCUUUGGACAGGAGGAGAAAGUCUCGACGUUAACGCAGCGGGGUGAUGAGGUCAGGCCGGGGAAAAGCGUAGGAGUUGCUCGCUUCGCUUUGGAGAUGAGGCCCGGCUCGCUAUCGCCCCCGGUUAUCACCGUCAUCGCGAUUUUUACGGCCUUGACCAGCGCCGGCGAUCAAGAAAGAGAAGUUUGGUACGAGGCUGCGACCAGAGCCAUCGAGUCGCGUGUUAGGCAGACGGCAGCAUCUUCCGGAAACCCCGGCACAACGCCGACGAGCGUCGCCCGAGGUGUCGUUCUCUUCGUCGGUGACGGAAUGGGCCUGAGCACCCUAACGGCCGCCCGAAUCCUGUCGGGUCAGCGUCACGGCAACACCGGAGAAGAGGCUGAGCUCGCCUGGGACACCUUUCCCGCCGUCGCCUUGGCGAGGACCUACAACAUGGACGCUCAGGUCGGCGAGUCUUCGGCCUGCGCAACCGCCCUACUUUGCGGUGUUAAGGCCAACUACGAAACCGUCGGACUCGAUUCCUCUGCAAGAUUCGAGAACUGCUUCUCAAGCCACAACGCGAAGGUACCGUCGCUGAUCAGCUGGGCCCAACAGCAAGGAAAGUCAACCGGCGUAGUGACGACGACGAGAGUGACGCACGCGACGCCAGCGGCGUUGUUCAGCCACGCGUCCAGUCGCUAUUGGGAGGAUGACGGCAAGGUUCCACCGGCUGCGAGACGCUCCUGUAAGGACAUUGCUCGACAAUUUCUCGAGGACGAGCCUGGCCGUAACAUUAACGUUCUGCUGGGCGGGGGAAGAAGGCACUUCGUACCCAAGGUUGCCAUGGAUCCUGAGGAACCUGAGAAGGAGGGUCGCCGACUCGACGGCCGAAACCUGAUCGAGGAAUGGUCACGCGAGCGUCGCCUUCGCAACAUCGACGCCGAAUACGUGUGGAACAAGGAACAACUGGAAAACGUUGACCCUCGCAAGGUCAAGCACUUGCUUGGUUUGUUCGCCUACUCGCACAUGGAUUUCGACGUCGACCGAAACACAAAUGGUACAGGCGAUCCGUCGCUUACCGAAAUGACUUUGAAGGCACUGCGUAUACUGAUGAAAAAUCCGGAGGGAUUCUUUCUGUUUGUCGAAGGUGGCAGGAUCGAUCACGCCCAUCACUACAACAACGCUUAUCGGGCCUUGGACGAGACCCUGGCGCUGGAGGAGGCAGUUCGGGCGGUCAUGGACGAAGUUGACCUCUCAGAAACGCUCCUGCUCGUGACAGCGGACCACUCCCACGUACUGACUCUCGGAGGGUUGGCUACUCACCGGGGCAACCCGAUCCUAGGUUCAGACAGCAAGGUAUCGGACCUCGACGGCAAGCCUUACACAACUCUUUUGUACAGUAACGGACCUGGGCACACCGAGCCCAGAGCGGUCCUUCGUGAGGCUGGAAAGGAUUCGAUUCAGACCGCCGGAGUGCCCCGCGCCUGGGCGACCCACGGAGGUGAGGACGUGCCCGUUUUCGCCAUCGGCCCUUUGGCGACGACGCUGUUCUCCGGAAGCAUGGACCAGAGCUACAUACCCCACGCGAUAUCGUACGCGGCUUGUUACGCCCAUCACGCCAGUCGGUGCGCCCGGGAAUCCGCAAUGAACAACACGAGCAGCCCGCAAUUGAGUUGCCCUUCGGCCGAACCGAACAGCGCGGCAAUUUCCAGCGACGUUAUGAACGACCAGGCGCGAAAUUUGCCUGCGGGUUCGGCGGAGGUUCCGCAGGUCCUUCGCUUCUUCGUCAUUUCACUUGUCGUCCUCCUGCGGGCGAUUUUAUUACUCCAAAUGCCACCGAGUUAAUGUCCGAAAGUUACGGGAACAGUGACGAACUUUUAUGAAUAGACCGAAGAGGGAGAAGGCUGGGAAUUUGAGGCCCUUUCAGGUUUCGUUUGACGAAAAAGAAACUACCGUCGUCGGAUGGAGAAAUCACUAUUCGUGGAUUCGACAGAGUGAUAUUUCCAAAUUUCGAGCAGGGUGGCGGGAAGUUGGGCGUCGAGAAUCCGAAGCAAUUGUGAAUAUUUCCAAAUAGUAUGAUAUCCAUACAUGACUGUGAUCCUGCGUUAAACGUUUUGCAGAUGAUGAACGUGGAAUACGUACAAGGGAAACUAAUCUAAUUCAUCGAUUAUAUCUAAUGUAUAGGCAUUAUAUAAAUACGUAUACGUAUUAUUUAUACGUACAAUUUGAAAUAAUAAAAGUAUUCAUUUUUAACGAAAGUCAAAAAGUCGUCUCGACACUCCGGGACCAAUACAAUGAGGCAUUCAUGUCCGUUCAUUCCCCGUUUGAAACUCUUGGAAGUCUCGUGGAAAUUUUCGCUGAAUCGAAAUGCUAGUCGACAAAUUUGUAUUACAUGCAAAAACUAUAACCGGUAAUGCAGUUUUUAACAAAGGUAAUAGUGUAUUUGACAAUAGACCACGAUCAAUUAUAUAUUAAAUAUGCGCGAUUGUUUUUACGACGAUUUCCGCAUUUCCCAAAUGCUAUUCCAUAUUCACGACUUGAAUCCGCCUUGAGUAUUGGCCCUUACAGAAUGAAAACAAAAAGAAACCGUGACCAAACUAGAUCAAAUUUUUGAACAAAAAAUAUGUCGAUCUAUUCUGUAAAUAAUUUUAGUAUAGGAAUGUGUAUCACGGAUGAGAUUUAUUAUAGAAUAUAUAUAUAUACAUAUAUGUAUGAAUUAUAUCCAUAUGUAUAUACAUAUGUAUAUCACUGUUUCAUAAAAAAACAUUGUAAUUAUUUCUACCAUCUCAUUAUUUAAAACUGGUGAUAAUUUCCCAUGUCAUUUGUACCGAAAUAUGCAUAAUGUAUUAUGUAACUACAUAUCCUUUUAGUAACUGGAGGAUCGACUCGAUUGAGAAGACCAACUCAUACAAUACCAUCUUUUUCUGGAGUGAAUCGAUGAAAAUAGCUGUAAUUUCUACGACUCCAAUCAUUGGACCACCGAUUGUUUAUUUUUUGUAUCAUUUGAGGGACAAGUUCAUAAUAUUGGAUCCUCACUAGUAUCAACUUAUUCUCGUGUACUUGGAUGACAGAAACUGCAAAUCACAACAAAAAAAUAUUGCGGUAUUGAAAAUCCAUAACAGAUAUCUCAAUUUGUGUCAUUUUUAUUCACUCCAUCUCGUUCAGUCGGUUGUUUGUAGUUUCAACUUUUGAUAACAGCGCUACAUAAGGUAUAUGUAAAUGAAUUCUGAAAGCAACUGGUUUCAUCAUAUUUGAAGCUUAAUGCUCACUGGAAUGUGAAGCUCAUUAAAUUAUUUAUUAUAAACAAAUAAAUAAAUAACUUAUUUACAUAUAAUUUAUUCAGUCACGUGUACCUAUUGAACGGAAUUCGAAGUAGGACGUGUGAAAAGUUGAGAAUAUAUAAUUUCGAUCCAGAAUAUAAAGAUAUUUAUCAUCGUACAAUACAA
Neodiprion fabricii is the source of this 4487-nucleotide messenger RNA. Its product is annotated as alkaline phosphatase-like. The transcript is spliced from 9 exons. The record is from RefSeq and is a predicted model, not a curated record. The coding region runs from base 1159 to 2886 and encodes 575 amino acids. Gene Ontology annotation, biological process: dephosphorylation. Gene Ontology annotation, molecular function: alkaline phosphatase activity. NCBI's taxonomy places the organism in Eukaryota, Metazoa, Arthropoda, Insecta, Hymenoptera, Diprionidae.